Messenger RNA from Gossypium arboreum, 2101 nucleotides. Its product is annotated as DUF21 domain-containing protein At4g14240-like. Lineage: Eukaryota; Viridiplantae; Streptophyta; Magnoliopsida; Malvales; Malvaceae. The record is from RefSeq and is a predicted model, not a curated record. Bases 271 to 1836 code for a protein of 521 amino acids. The transcript has 12 exons. Gene Ontology annotation, cellular component: intracellular membrane-bounded organelle. Gene Ontology annotation, biological process: magnesium ion homeostasis.
CACCCACGUGUUUCUAACUAACCAAGCAUCACCGUUGAUUCAGUUCUCACCGGUAUUUUCACCGAAUCCCGUGAAAACGACCUAGUAAAACCUUCUCAUACCGCCACGUGUCCUCAUAAGAUUCCCUCCUUUUUUUGUUCAGUUUAUAUACACCAAUGAAAUAAAUUUGAAAAAAAGAGUUUUUUUUGUUUUGUUUUGUUUUGUUUUUGUUUUUGCUGUUUAUCGUUCUCUCUUCUGGACUGUUCCCUGGUGAUUGAAAAACAAGCCACAAUGCAACCGAUAAAUUCUGUGUUGGUGGCGGGGAUGCUGUCGAGGACUGCGACGACGACGGAAUCCGUCAAAGGAUUGGAAUCCGUUGGGGGAGGUUUGCCGUUCGGAUCUCUAUGGUGGUUCAUAUACGCUGGCUUUUCUUGUUUUUUCGUACUCUUUGCGGGGAUGAUGUCAGGUCUCACUCUCGGACUCAUGUCCCUCGGUCUCGUCGAGCUCGAGAUUCUACAAAGAAGCGGCACUCCCACUGAGAAAAAACAAGCUGCUGCUAUUUUGCCGGUGGUUCAAAAACAACAUCAGCUUUUGGUGACUUUGCUUCUUUGCAAUGCUGUUGCUAUGGAGGCCCUUCCUAUAUACCUGGAUAAGCUUUUCAAUGAGUAUGUUGCUAUCAUACUUUCAGUGACCUUUGUUCUAGCAUUUGGUGAGGUUAUACCACAAGCACUUUGCACCAGAUAUGGGCUUGCUAUUGGUGCAAAUUUAUCAGGACUGGUGCGGGUCUUAAUGAUUCUUUGCUUUCCAAUAGCUUAUCCCGUUGGAAAGGUUCUGGAUUGGAUGUUGGGGCAUAAUGAAGCACUAUUUAGGCGGGCUCAACUAAAAGCUCUUGUCUCCAUCCACAGCCAGGAGGCUGGAAAGGGAGGAGAGCUCACUCAUGAUGAGACCACAAUUAUUAGUGGAGCACUAGAUUUGACUGAAAAGACGGCUGAGGAGGCUAUGACACCUAUAGAAUCAACUUUCUCUUUAGAUGUCAAUUCAAAGUUGGACUGGGAGGCAAUGGGUAAGAUCCUUGCACGAGGUCAUAGCCGAGUCCCGGUAUACUCGGGGAAUCCCAAAAACAUUAUUGGACUUUUGCUGGUAUGUGUUAAUUUGAUGGAGUCUCUCAUCGGAAGCUUGGCUGAUCUUGUUGGUUAUUUUUACUCAUUCUUUAUCUCAAAUGUCUUGUUUGAAAAUUGGAAUAAGGUGAAAAGCCUUCUAACUGUGCGUCCAGAAACUGAGACACCAGUCAGUGCUGUUUCCAUCCGUAGAAUUCCAAGGGUUCCAUCUGACAUGCCUUUGUAUGAUAUAUUGAAUGAGUUUCAAAAGGGCAGCAGUCAUAUGGCAGCUGUUGUUAGAGGCAACUCUAAGAAUGCUUCUGCUACAGUUGAUGGAGAAAAAAGUGAAGAAAACAAUAGAGUCUCCAAUGCAGCAGAAUCCCAACUGACUACUCCUUUGCUUCCCAAACAAGACGAGAAGCCAGAGUCCGUAACUGUUGACAUUGACAAGUCUUUCAAGCCUCCUUUAUGCAAGUAUGAUGCUGCAACAAAUGGACCGUCUAUGACAUCAGAGGAUAUUGAAGAUGGUGAAGUUAUUGGUAUUAUCACCCUAGAAGAUGUUUUUGAAGAACUUCUACAGGAGGAGAUAGUGGAUGAAACAGAUGAAUAUGUCGAUGUGCAUAAAAGAAUCCGUGUUGCUGCAGCUGCUGCUGCUUCAUCAGUGGCACGAGCACCGUCAAGCCGGCGGCUGACCGUUCAGAAAGGAGUGGAAAUACAAAGUAAACAAGGACAAGGACAUGCCCCAAAAAAGCUUGUGUAAGGUGAUAUCUUACCCCACAAGGUAAUAGGACCAGCUGAGAACAAGUGCCCGAGGUACGAGUUCUGUUUUUAAUUUUGGUUUCUAACACUGCAAGGGUGGAAAAAGGAAAAGGAACAUAAAAAAGCCUUGUUCAUUAAGUUUGGUUCCUAUGUCUAGAAAUAAAUUUCUUGUGCUUAAUGGUUGAUCUAAAUUUACAUGCAGGACACGAAACAUGUAAUUAAAAAUCCAAGAUUUUAUUUAUUUAUUUAUUUUUUGGGUGAUGAUA